GAGACACUUGGUCGUAACCUCUCCUGAACAGAGCCCACAGAGCGUCCAGCUUCCCCUGGAAGAAAACAAGAAGAUCUCCAGGAGCACUUUUCACUGGCGGACAAGACAAGCUCAAAUCACUCUAGAAAUCUGAAUGACAGCAACGAGACAGAUGAUGACUGGAAGGUGUCUGAGGCCGCAGGCUGGAGUGUAUAAUUAUUUGCAGGACUGCAGGCGGCAGGGACAGGGAAUGCAGCCGGUGCCUCUGUCCUCUCCGAGCUCGGCCCGCCAGCAUCGCCACGUCCGCCACACGAGAAACUUCUGCUCUGGAUCUCCAGGAGCGAAGCUGGAAGCCCCUCAGAGAUGCUGUGAGGAUGUGGACGAGUAAUGAUUUGUGUCUAAAGAGGAAAACUGGUGAUGGACAAGACAGACGGAAACUGAGAUUGAGCUCCCUCAAACAGAUCAUUUAAGAUCAGACAAGUUGGUGCCAUCUCAGGAGAAAGAUCAUCAGCUUCCUGGAGGCCUGCUGGAGCAUGCAAGUCCAGACAGUCCAACAACACAGGCGAACCACUGGCUCGGCCAUGCGUGACUUCACCACACUCCUGAGGCGACUCCUAAACUUUUUGAAGCAAAAGGGUAAAGAUUGAAGAGCAGCUGACAGACGCCGCGUCUGAAAGAUCAUCAAAAGCAGAAUGUCACUCAACGCGUCCUCACAGCUCAUAGGUGGAGAGCCAAGUUUGACGAUGGAUCACAGUUUCCUGCCUCGGUCCAUCUGGACCAGUGACAGUAAAUUCCUCCAGCAUCCAGCGGAUCUCUACAGCAGCGUGAUCGUUACGCGCAGCAUCCCCGCGGGCACGUGCUUCGGUCCAUGUGUGCUCCAAAACACUUUCUAUGACACCAUCGCCUUCAUAGCGCAGAAAUCCUUUGACAGGAGAGCGAAACCUUACGUGUUCAGGGUGGACCCUGAGGCCAUGCGUAAUUCUGCGCUGGUGCUGUCCUGGCUACGGCUCGUACAGGCUGCGCGCAACGGAGAGGAGCAGAACACCGAGGCCUUUCUGAAAGCGGGUCAGCUGUACGUGCGGACCACCCGGGACAUCCGGCAGGAAGAGGAGCUGCUGGUGUGGUACGACCAGGAGCUGUCUCACCUCCUGGGCUUCACAGACAUGACCAGAGGAUCAGGGGAAGAGUACAAAUGUAGCAGAUGUAACCAGGUCUUCAAGAACGAGUAUCCCUUCUUGGCCCACUGUCGUUUCCUCUGCACCCAAGUAAAGAGUGACCCCUGGAACCGCGAGGUUUACGCGCAUAAGCACGUGGAAAUAAAGAGGCAACGCCGAGUGACAGAUUUCCACAACAUCGCCAGAGAUUUGGAACACAAAAAACCCAGCAGCAACGAGGACGCAGAGAUUUAUCCCAAGAGAAGGAAAUACGAGGACACGCUUUAUCCCAAAGGCCGGAAAACAGUUCUGUUAGAAAAGACAAAUAUUUCAAAUGAUGAUAACAUUACUCAGCUGGUUAAAGGUUACGACCAGGCAACAGGAGACGCGUCCUCCUCUGCGGGGAAACAGAAAGGAGAUAAGAUCAAACCGGAUCAUUUAGGAUGUAAGGUUGAUGAUGAUGAUGAUGAGGAUGAUGUUGACGUGGUGGGAGCCAAAGAGACCUUUACGCACGACAGAGAGAUGGCAGAGAGCGCUGAGGUGCACUCAAACAGCAGCAGUGCGUUUUCUCUGGUCCUGUCCCACAGCCAGGGCGAACAGAAAAGCGCUUUCUGCAAACCGAGCAAAAGAACUUCUCCCAUCAACCCCCAGGCGCAUCUCAGCAGCGCUGCAACAGCCCCCUCUAGCCGCCUAGAGGAGCGGCCCGACGCUUUCACCCCGAGGACCGUUUUGGGAUACAACAACCUGAUGGCGUCCAGCAUCCUGAGCGGGGACUUACAAAGUGGACCCUCCCCGGUGGCGCUGAACAACACUUUCCAUUACGCACCGGAGCACUGGUCCAGGAGCGUCGGCGCACAGCUGCAGACCGCGUCCUCCCUCACGAUCCUCCCGCCGACGUACACCUCAUUCGCCGUGUCGGUACAGAACUGGUGCGCCAAGUGCAACCUGUCCUUCCGCAUGACCUCCGACCUCGUCUUCCACAUGCGCUCCCACCACAAGAAGGAGUUCGCGGCGGAGUCCCAGGUGAGGAGGCGCAGGGAGGAGAAACUCACCUGCCCGAUCUGUCACGAAUACUUCCGGGAGCGCCACCACCUGUCCAGACACAUGACCUCACACAACUGAGACGAGAGGGGAUGGAAUAAGGAACUGUAUUUAUUUCCCAAAUAAUGCUCGUAUUUAACAUGUUUAUACCCCAGACUAGGUGUAUAACAGUGAAUGUAGGUAACUGUAAAGAAAAUAGCCAGACGGACAGACAUGGCCUCCACAGCCUGUCCACUAGAUGACGAUAGAGGUACGUGUUGCUCUCACUGCAGUGUUGUCUGUCCUUUAGCCCUGUUGAUUAGGUUGAUGGUUAUUUUUGUGCCUUAUGGAACUCAGGAGGGGAGGAAGACAGAGAACAGAUCAUGAUUGUCAUAAAUAUCCAGACGCAUGCCCUCUUAUUCAUCAGAUUUUCUCUGCUCUGAUUGGUACAGAACACAUGGAUUGGGUGUAUUUGCACAUUGGUUUUGAAAUCUAAAAUGAUGAAAAUCAAA
Molecule: messenger RNA, 2665 nt
Organism: Paralichthys olivaceus (Japanese flounder)
Lineage: Eukaryota; Metazoa; Chordata; Actinopteri; Pleuronectiformes; Paralichthyidae
Source: RefSeq, a predicted model, not a curated record